AUGCAGAAGCAGACCCCCUCGUUCAAUGUGGACGCUUUGGAUAGCGUGAUCGAUGAGAUCACACUGAGUACUGCAUUCUCGGGCACAGGGGGUGCCGAGCUGGCAAUGUGUGGCAUGUUCAAGUGUAUUCGCCAUUUCAGUGCCAACCCAGAUCAGACGCACAAGCCAACCACAUUGUAUGCCUUGGAAUAUUUCCGACCGUCCCAGCGUGAGCUCCUGGCGCUCCCCCAUCCGCCGCGCUGCGUGUUCGGAGACAUUACGUCUGGCAUUAACCCGAAAGUUCGGCGUGACCUGAUCAACAAUGCCUACAGGAUGCCAUACGAUCGGUUGUCCAGUAUGUUCAGGAACAACCCCAACAUCAUGUCUCGUACAAUGAUGUGCGUCGUCCAUGGGAAGGAGUGUCCGCUGCCUCGCGCGACUGCGCACUUCGGAGGCACGGAGUGCGUGGCAUGGAGCUCGCAAGGAGCCCACGACGGAGCCUCAGGUGCUCGCGUGCUACCCUGGUCGUGUUGGGUGGGCCAGCGCCUCCUCAUUGAGGACGACUUCAUCGGCCACGAGAACGUUCCCGAGUUCCCGUGGGACCUCCUGCGGGUGGAGCUGGAGUCCAAGUACGCGUGCCUGCCCGAGAAUUCCUGCGUCAUUUGCGCAGCCGACCACGGUCAAGCAUAUCGCAGGAGCCGGAGGGUCUCCAUGUUCAUCCAUAAGCGGGUCGUCUUGCUGAUGCGCGGUCCGUGCCGCCCUUUCUUUUCCGAGUUGGAGCAGCAGUGUCGGCGGGUGUGCGGGUUUACGUGGCGAGAGUAUUUCUGGGCUGCCGACGAUGACGCUGACCUUCUCCGCGAGAUAGCAGCUGCCGCUGGUCGCAGGAUGCGGUCUGUGAACAUGCCGCGGCGCGUCUCCCCCCUCGGGCUCCGCCUGAGCCCCUGCCCUCGCGUCGGCCCGCCCUCGUCCUCCACUCGACCCCCUCGCCUCGACGUCGCUCCGCUCGCUUCGGUCGCCCCGUCAUCGCCGUCGCUUCGCGCCCGCAGGGAGGCGCUGUCGGGGCAUGUUCGCCAGACGCUUCAAGCUUCCAGGAGCGUGCUGUCCGAGGCGAACGACCCCGCCACUCAGGCAGAGAAGGCUCGCCUUGUCCGGAGCGACGCAGAUGCAGCUCUUCUGGUCGCUGAGCUCCGGAUCAGAGAUACGUACGCCGCAAUGACAAAGACGGGUGCCCCUGAUGCGGAGUGCGUUGCUGCGCUCGGUCAGACGCCAGGUGUACAUUCGCACUGCACCUGGGGCAGUGGCCUGCUCUUCACCAUCAUCAAGCACUCUGAGUUCUACUACAGCACCGCCCACGCGCGCUGGCUCACUGCAGCAGAGCUCCUGACAAUUGUCAGGCGUUCGGACAUGGGUCAGUUGGAAUCCACGUACCGUAAGCUGAGGAAGCGUCUGUCAGAGGACUAG
Molecule: messenger RNA, 1440 nt
Organism: Prorocentrum cordatum
Lineage: Eukaryota; Dinophyceae; Prorocentrales; Prorocentraceae
Source: the annotation of a GenBank genome assembly